AUGGAUCCCAAGUUCAAUGGUGAGUGGAGUGCCUCCGAGAUCAGGAUGGUGAAAUCAUUCAUUGCUAGUCACAAUGCUAGCAAUAACUCCAAUGACAUGAACAAGAAACACAAUAACAUUGUGAAUCAACUCCAGGCAUGGUUUCCCUUGAAGGAGAAGCAUCAGGUAAUUACAUUAUAUGUUGAGCUUGUGGUGGAGAUGAUGAGGCAGCCAGGACAGAGUGGAAACCAAUCUAUGGUGGCAGUCAACAACCUUGUGAACGACAACUAUGGAAUUCCGGUGGAGGAUCAGCAAGAGAGGCGGCAAAAGGGGAGGCUUUGGACCAAACUUGAGCACAGGCAGUUCCUCCGUGGUUUGUGCGUGUAUGGCCGUGGUGAUUGGAAGAACAUCUCCAGGCACUUCGUCACCACUAGGACACCGGUGCAGGUCUCCAGCCAUGCGCAGAAGUACUUUCGUAGGAUGGAGCAGCGCACCAACGAGAAACAACGCUACAGUAUUAAUGAUGUUGGUCUCUAUGAUGAUGAACCUCGGGCCCCAAACAACUCUUCCAGUUGGAAGCCACUCACCUUUGCUGGUGCGAAUAAUCCAAAUGGCUAUGGAUCCAGCAACGAGCUUCCAACCAUGAACAACCUUGCACACGCUUGGUCAUCACCGCUUCCAACCAUGAACAACCUUGCACACGCUUGGUCAUCACCGCUUCCAACCAUGAACAACCUUGCACACGCUUGGUCAUCACCCUUCCUGUACAGUGACGGGCAGGCAAGCAGCAGCCAGGCAACCACUUGGACUGGCCAGCAGCUAGGGGCUAGUUCUUCUACGGCUCUAGCACCAGAGGGGGCUGGAAGCCAGAUCGCCUGGACUGGUGAUCAGCAGGGAGAUUUUAUUCCUGAGCAGUGGAUGGACUUUGAUGAUAUAUAG
This is a messenger RNA of Panicum virgatum (switchgrass), 918 nucleotides long. RefSeq names its product myb-like protein H. The record is from RefSeq and is a predicted model, not a curated record. The transcript is spliced from 3 exons. Bases 1 to 918 code for a protein of 305 amino acids. Gene Ontology annotation, molecular function: DNA binding. NCBI's taxonomy places the organism in Eukaryota, Viridiplantae, Streptophyta, Magnoliopsida, Poales, Poaceae.